AAACAUUUUUAUUUUGGAAUAAUUAUUUUCUAUGAAGGAUAAUAUUUAAGGAAAAUAUGAAAAACCGAGAGGGACUCAAACUAUUCACUUACAUUAUUUUACUUGUCAUUAUAAAAGAUAAUGUUGACGCUCAUAUUGGUUGUUACGUCUGCGACGAAUGCGCGAACCCUUUCAGCUCUCAAGUGACAGGAGUAUCAUUAAAUACAGAGUGCCGUUUUUGUAAGACUACACUUACUUAUAGUAAGAAUAUGGUGACAAUAAAUAUUGCAAAAUCAUGUGGUCAAAUGAAUGAAACUUGUGUAAAUAGAUACAUUGCUUGGUAUAAUACAACAACGGAAGAAAAUUGUUGUAUUACUGACUUAUGCAAUGCAUCUAAUGUUCAGUUUUCAAAGUCAAUAGUUGGUCUUUUCAUAUCUGGCUUAAUUAUCUUAUUAACUUGUUAAGUGUUAUAACACUACUCAAAUUAAGCACACUUUUAAAGGAUACAUACUAUCAAUCAACAACUGUCAAAGAUAAACAUAACUUUUGAAUAAAACAAUGUAAUCAUUUAAAUGAAGUAGUAUUCCACUUGUUUACUUUAUUGAUGUUGUUUUUUUUCAUUAUUUUUUAAUGAGCUACAUUCAUCUUAUCAUCCGCACACCAUUGUUUGCACACAAGUUACUUUGUAUUGAUUUUUUAUGUGCUUAAAUCUCACCAAUGUAGUAAGAUGACCUAUUGAUUAAUCCACCUGACCAUGAAUUAUGAGCUAAUUAUGAUGAGAAUUGUUUAUAAUAGGUGACCUACAGAUAGAUUUUGUUUUUCAAAUAAAGAAGUCGAGUGCCAUUAUCUGUAAAGUUAUUUUGGCGAGAUUAUAAUUUAUGGACGAACCAAUCAGAUUUAAGAUAGCAGGUCUUCGAUUUUGGUGCGAGAUUCAUCCACUCAUUUGGCCAAAUACCAUUAUAGCUUAUGUCAGUUCGUGAUGAAAACAUUAAAUAUAAUUUCUAAUCCUAACGUUCAACUGUAAAUCCUAAUCAUAGUUCCUCGCACUAAUUUAUAGCUCUGGUAAGUAGAUGGACAUUUUCAAAGUCAUUUUAGCGUUGCUCAAAGGUCGUUCAUAAAUUAUAGUCUCACCGUUGUUUUGUUUGCUACAUGAAAAGUAGUUACUUAAUUUAAUGAAAUAAUUCCUUCUCAAGAUUUUUGAAUGCAUUGCGAAAUUCUUCCACAAACAAAGAAGCUUCACCAUUGUUCAGUGGGUAAAACGGUUGUUGUCAUUUAUGACUUUCCAUAGUAUGACAUUUUAAAUUUACACUGAAAUAAAAAUCAUUACGAACUACCGAUUUUGUUUUAAUUACUAUAGAUAUUUGUCCAUUUGUACUUGACAUAAGACAGCUUAAAAUACAAUAUAAAACCAUAAGACCGGUGGGUGCUGGUCAGUUGUCUCAUACUUGCAGAAGACAAAUGCCUCAUGCUCCCUAGUUUUCAAAGGUACCUCAGCCAUUAGUAUGUGGCAAAAUACGUUUUUAAAAUAAACGGAUUACCACAGACUUCUCAAUCACACUAAAAUAAAACAAGCAGUUAUCCCUUCAUUUGUCUCUAAACUAAUUCUUAUUAUUCUGAGAUGAAUAAUGUAUUUUACUUGCAGCUUUGGUCUCAUACACAUCUCAAAUGGUAAACUUAACAUAGCCACUUUGGCUAUGUAAUACAUGAUUGUUGUACACAAAUUUUUGACAUUAGCACCUACGAAAGAGACUUUACGUUUAUAACCAAGGACCAGUACAUGUCAAACUGCUCAUCACAAUAUCCAACACCAUCAUUCAAAGAG
Molecule: messenger RNA, 1801 nt
Organism: Schistosoma haematobium
Lineage: Eukaryota; Metazoa; Platyhelminthes; Trematoda; Strigeidida; Schistosomatidae
Exons: 4
Coding region: 57-443 (128 amino acids)
Source: RefSeq, a predicted model, not a curated record